Molecule: messenger RNA, 2985 nt
Organism: Carcharodon carcharias (great white shark)
Lineage: Eukaryota; Metazoa; Chordata; Chondrichthyes; Lamniformes; Lamnidae
Product: mucin-16-like
Exons: 19
Coding region: 1-2214 (737 amino acids)
Source: RefSeq, a predicted model, not a curated record
AUGACUUUUGUGGAAUCAACAUCACCAAUUCUGACCACAACUCCAAGCCUGCAAGAAGAACCCUAUGAUUUCAAUGUGACCUUCAUUAUAACUAACUUGGUCCCAACAGCAAGUUUACAAUCUCCCAGUUCUGCACUUUACAAAUCUGCAUCAAAUAUUAUAGCUUAUGAGUUGGACAAGCUGUUUACUAACAGCAACGUCAAAAGAACAUUCUCAAACUGCAGAGUUCUCUCUUUCAGUCCAACUAAUGCUGGCAACACAAGCGUGUACUCAAUCUGCACAUUUGGAAAUGAUUCUUCUCCUCAGGAAGUUAAUAAAGUUACUGUACACCAUGAGUUCAGGGACAACACAGAGUACAUUUCCACUUUGGGAACAUAUUCACUGGAUAACAACAGUCUUUACGUGAAUGCACCAAUUGUGGCCACAACUCCAAACCUGCAGGUAAAGCCGUUUGAUUUUAAUGUGACCUUCAUUAUAACUAACCUGGCCCCGACAGCAAGUCUGCUAUCUUCCAGUUCUGCACUGCAUAAAUCUGCAUCAAGUAUUAUUGCUAACCAGUUGAAUAACUUGUUUACUAACAGCAAAAUCAACAGAACAUUCUCAAGCUGCAAAGUCAUCUCUUUCAGCUUAGCCAAUAAAGAAGACACCAGUGUGGAGGCAGUCUGCACUUUCAGAAAUGAUUCUGUUCCUCAGGAGAUUAACAAAGUUACUGUGUACCAUGAGUUCAGAGACAACACGAAGAGCAUCUCCACUUUUGGAACCUAUUUACUGGACAGCAACAGCCUCUACGUAAAUGAUUAUCAUGAACCAGCUCCAAACAUACAAACAAAGCCCUUUGAGUUUAAUGUGACCUUUAUUAUAACAAACUUGGCCCUGACAGCAAGUCUGCAGUCUUCCAGUUCUCCACUGCACAAAUCUGCAUCAAGUAUUAUUGCUUACCAGUUGAAAAACCUGUUCAUGAACAGCAAUAUAAACAGGACAUUCUCAAGCUGCAGAGUUCUAUCUUUCAGUCCAGCAAAUGUCAGCAGCACCAGCGUGUACGCAAUCUGCACAUUCAGAAAUGAUUCUAUUCCUCAGGAAGUUAAUGAAGUUACUGUGUACCAUGAGUACAGAGACAACACAAAUUACAUUUCCACCUUGGGAACGUAUUCACUGGAUAACAAUAGCCUCUAUGUCAAUGGUUACCAUGAAUCAGUCCCUUCAACCACGGAAGCACCCAUUAUGGUAGUGACACUACAACCGAAUGAAGAGACAAGACCCAUUGAUUUUAAUGUCACUUUCACCAUAGAUAAUCUGGCAUUUACACCAGAUUUACAAAAUCUCAAUUCCCCUGAGUAUACAACUGCAUCGGGCAAUGUCAUUAGCUUGCUCAAUAAUCUGUACAAAAACAGCAAGAUAAAGAAGACAUUCACAAAUUGUGAACUCGUAUCUUUCAGUCCUGCAAAUCAAGACAAUACCAAAGUUGAAACACGCUGUUCUUUUAAAAAUGAUCCCACUGUUCCAGGAGUUGAUAAAGUAACUGCUUAUAAUGAGUUCAGAGACAAUACUGAGAAAAUCACAGCAUUAGGAGCAUAUUCACUAAACCAAAACAGCCUUUACGUGAACGGUUAUCAAGAAUUGGAACCAACUACAACACCAAUUAUAUCUUCACCUGCAGUCCGAGAAGGAGACUUGUCUUUUGAGCUUAACUUCACAAUAAUAAACAGAAAUUUCACUGAAGCACUUAAUGACCCCAAUUCCCUUGAAUAUCAAAGCAUUGUUGCUAAUGUUACCAGAAUGCUUAAUGAGCUGUAUAAAAACAGCUUUUUAAAGGACAGCUACCGCAUCUGUAAAGUUACAGGACUGAGAAUCGGAUCAGUUAAAUGUACCUAUAUGUGUUACUUCAACCCAUCUGCUGUAAAUGAACCAGUGACAGAAGAACAAGUCAGAACAGAAUUUGCCACCGGAACAAAUGGAACAAACUUGCUUGGAAACUUCUACCAGUUGCGAAAUAACAGUUUGGCAGUGGAAGCUAAAGCACCAGUCUUCACUGGCAGAAUAGAAAUACCAUAUUGGGGAAUCAUACUGAUCGUGCUGGGCAUACUGCUCAUUCUAUUUCUGUUAUUCCUCUUAUGUUUAUUGAUUGCAUUAUGUCUAAAAAAGAAGUAUCAUGGAUCCUAUGACACAUUACAAAACCCUGCAGGAAUCUACUUUCCACAUCAGAAAUACUACUGAUAAAAAAUAUCACAUAUCAUGCAAAUUAUGGAGCAAUUAAAGUAGAAGAACAUGACUAUAUUUAUUUAGUUAUUAUGUCGUAUUGAGCUCAAAAUCAAGGAUGUAUACUUUUCACUGAAAACUAAAUUCUGCCAAAAAGAUGAAUCCAUAAUAAAAUAGAAACAGUGAUAAUUACAAAUAUCAGCAGAAAUCAUGGUUUCAGUUAACUAUUUUAAAAGAAAAGGAACUAAGUUGUGAUAAAUAUACGACUUCAAUAGAAACUUCAAUAACUAAAUUAGAUAUAUUGUACCAUUCAAAGAUUUGCCUCAGACUUGCAGAUCUUUUUUGUACUGAAUAUUGACUCAGUGUAAACUACCUUAUAACUAGGAAGUAAUCGACUAAGGUGUUUUAUUGUUGUGCUGUCAUUGCUCAUUUCACUUUCCUUAUUAGUCAUAUUCCAAUAAAAGCAUAUAGACUUCAGAUGUUCUACAUUCUACAGGGAUACAUUUAAAAGUUGACUUGGAGUAUGGCACACAAGGAAUAGUGGAAUUCCUAAUGUUAAACAAGACACUGUCAAAAGUGUCAAAAAGUUUCUGAGUCAUAGGUUACUCAUGUAAAUCAGUUGCAUUAACUUAUUGCCACCAGUCUGACGUCUUCCACGUUAUCUCAGAUGUUAUAUUUAUCAAUUAUCUUUACACAGACUUCGAAGAUAAUAACUAUUACUGUUGUGAUCUAAGAAUUCCAUUAUAUAUUUAUAAUAGAGUAUGUGAGAUAAUUUAGAUUACAUAAUAA